This is a messenger RNA of Hemicordylus capensis (graceful crag lizard), 5744 nucleotides long. It is a transcript of the gene RBFOX1, whose product is annotated as RNA binding fox-1 homolog 1. Bases 621 to 1946 code for a protein of 441 amino acids. The transcript is spliced from 16 exons. Gene Ontology annotation, cellular component: nucleus; cytoplasm. Gene Ontology annotation, molecular function: mRNA binding. NCBI's taxonomy places the organism in Eukaryota, Metazoa, Chordata, Lepidosauria, Squamata, Cordylidae. The record is from RefSeq and is a predicted model, not a curated record. Gene Ontology annotation, biological process: nervous system development; regulation of alternative mRNA splicing, via spliceosome.
CCUUCCCAAAGGUGGUGGGAUUGGAGCCACGGCGCUUGCGCACUGGCCGCCCCUGCUGGCGCCGGCUCCGCGGCUCCUGCGCAGCUCCCGCCGCGGUGCCAAGCGCGGCGCCCGCCCGCCCCGAAGAGCUGCUCCCGUGCGCGGCCGCGGGAGCGCACGCCAGCCCCACGCCCGCGCCUCUCCGCUUGAUCUUUGCUGGCGGCGGCGGUGAGCCGGCUGGCCGGCCGUGGGGGCGCCCACGCUUGCGCGACAGCUGCGCGCGCUCCGCCUGCAGGGGGCUCCUCCGGGCGCGCAGCUGGCAGGCGGGCGGGCGGGCGGGAGAAGCUGACAGGCUCGCGGCUGCCGGGAAAGACGCCCCUUCGGAGAUGCUAAGGGGAGGCACCGCCGCCGCCGCCGCGCGCGGCCAGCGGGACGACUUCGGCGUGUCCUCCGGCCGCCGCUGAAGGAGGAGGACCCCAGCGCCGCCGCGCUGCCCCUCCGAGGCGGACUUGCCCCGGACGCGCAAAGGGCACGAACUUUUCCCCGCGCCCCGCUACCUCAGGCAGCGGCUCCGCCGGCGGCGGGCAGAGACGGAGAGCGGCGACUCCGGCAGGACUCCACGGGCCCCCGCGCGGCUCUGCAUGGAAACCUCACAGAAGCCCCAUGCAAGUGGAACCUAUAGCUUUCAGGACCAGAGCAUUCAUUCUGAUACUAAAGUGGAGUGCAGCUCUUGUGUAGAAGCAGAGGAAAGAACAAUUUCAAGACAGCAGAUGAGUUGUGAAAGGGGUCAACUAAGGGGUAAUCAGGAAGCGACAGCACCUCCUGACACAAUGGCACAGCCUUAUGCCUCGGCCCAGUUCGCUCCUCCUCAGAACGGCAUCCCGGCGGAAUACACCGCACCCCACCCUCACCCCACCCCCGACUACACAGGCCAGACCACCGUUCCAGAGCACACGUUAAAUAUGUACCCGCCUGCUCAGACGCACUCUGAACCAAACACAAGCGACACAAAUGCACAAACUGUCUCAGGCACAGCCACACAGACAGACGAUGCAGCACAGACUGAUGGCCAGCAACAGACACAAUCCUCUGAAAACACAGAAAACAAAUCACAGCCCAAACGGCUCCAUGUCUCAAAUAUACCCUUCAGAUUCCGAGACCCAGAUCUCAGACAAAUGUUUGGGCAAUUUGGUAAAAUCUUAGAUGUUGAAAUUAUUUUUAAUGAGCGCGGCUCCAAGGGAUUUGGUUUCGUUACUUUCGAAAAUAGUGCUGAUGCGGAAAGGGCGAGGGAGAAAUUACACGGCACCGUGGUAGAGGGCCGUAAAAUCGAGGUAAAUAACGCAACAGCACGUGUCAUGACAAAUAAGAAGACGGUCAACCCUUAUACGAAUGGUUGGAAAUUAAACCCCGUUGUCGGCGCAGUCUAUAGUCCAGAAUUCUAUGCAGGCAGGGUGCUGCUGUGCCAAGCAAACCAGGAGGGAUCUCCCGUGUACAGUGCCCCCAGUUCACUAGUAUACACAUCCACAAUGCCAGGUUUCCCAUAUCCUGCUGCGACUGCCGCUGCAGCGUACAGAGGGGCACAUCUAAGAGGCAGAGGCCGCACCGUCUACAACACAUUCCGUGCUGCAGCCCCUCCUCCUCCAAUUCCGGCAUACGGCGGUGUUGUUUACCAGGAUGGAUUUUAUGGUGCAGACAUUUAUGGUGGUUAUGCUGCCUACCGGUAUGCCCAGCCUACCACAGCCACUGCAGCUGCCUACAGUGACAGUUACGGACGACUUUAUGCUGCAGACCCCUACCACCACACACUUGCUCCAGCAGCCACCUACGGCGUUGGUGCCAUGAAUGCUUUUGCACCCUUGACUGAUGCCAAGACUAGGAGCCAUGCUGACCAUGAUGUCGGUCUCGUUCUUUCUUCAUUGCAGGCUAGUAUAUACCGAGGGGGAUACAGCCGUUUUGCUCCAUACUAAAUGACAAAAGCAUAAAACCCUUCCAAUGUGGGGGAGAAAGGAAGCUUUCCGAGGCCUGGGUAUUGCAAUACAUGCAGUAGUGCAUCAUUUUAGCAACUCUAAAAAAACAAAAAACAAAAAAUUACAAAUAAAAAAGAGGAAAAAAAUCUACAUUUUUUAUCUUAUACCUCAGAUAUUUUGUUCUGUGUAUUUUAAUAUUGUGGGUCCUUUAAUUUCCGAAGGUUAUAUAGUUUGAUUGCUGGCUGUAGAAGGUUUUUGUUUUAUUAUCAUUAUUCUUAAUUAUUCUUAAUUAAUUAAUUAUUUAUUUAUUUACUUUAUUUAUUUAUUUGAUUUCCUUGUUGUGGUUGAUCUAGAAAGCUGCUAGAAAUGAACUUUAAAAAAAAAUACUGUUUGGGGGCCACAAUCAAGACUGCUAUAUCAUGUAAAUGAAUUAUAUAUGCUGAAUAUUAAGCUAUCAGGAUUUCCUCACUUGUUUUUGUAAGCGUGUAAGCGACAUCAUAUUUUUUUGUUUCUGUAACAUAUAUUUUAAUUUUCAAAAUGGGAGGGAGAGAGGGAAUAUUGAGAAGGUGGAAGUGGGGUUCGAUUCGAUACGAUGUGGGACCCCACUGCACCUCCAAUCAUAUAUCAACUGUCUUAAAUUAUUCACUGUUUAUUCAAAGCCAAAGGUUCUGUUCUUAAUUUUGAGGGUGGGGAAGGGGUGGAUGGGUGGGGAGGGCAGAAAGAGGGGUGCUUCAACAGACACCUGUACAUAAAAUCUAAUUAAAAGCUGUCCAAAGGCACCCUUUUAAUGUAUUCCACCAGGCAGUAUUCAGCUCCAAUCAUAACUAGUUCUUUAGGCAAAAAAAAGAGAGAGAGAGAAAUACCUGCUAGUUAAAUCAUGAACAAGCAUUCUUUUUUAUAUUUCUUCCAGUAUAAUGAAUUAUUGAUAUCAUUGCAGACUUUUAUAUUAUGGGAGGGUUAAAAAAAAUAAAAAAGGUGAUAAAAGCACUGUUUCUAUUUUUUUUCUUUUUUUUCCAAAAAAAAAAAAGAAAGUAAUAAAAACUGAAUUCUUUGUACCGGUUUAACAAAAAAAAAAGUGUAUAAAAAUUUACAUCUGUGCAGUGGAAUUAUUCAGUUCAAGGAAUUUACACAGCUACGAUGCUUUAGAUUUUAAACUCAGUAGACCAACAGCUAGAGACAACACAUAUUAUCAUUUUUACAGAAUUCAAUGCUAUUCAUCUUUCAAAAACUUUAAAAAAAAGUUAUAUACACAUUUUACAAGUACUGCAACCAUUGGAUAGAGAUGAUCAUGGUAUUUUCAUCCGCUUGGUACUUUUUGAAACAUGACUGUGUUGUGUGAACAAACUGCAAUUUUUCAAGUUGUUCCAAGCAACCCCCUUCUGUCCAUUUCUCUAAACCCAAGGCCGUUACAUGCGUUAUUUUAUUCUAUUUCAUUUUUUGUAAUUCAUGGGUCCAAGGCGACAUUCAAAAUAAGGCAAAUGAAUAACAUGAGGGCUCUUUUAUGUCAGACAUGGCUUGUCUGGGUUCCUCUGAUACUCCCUCGAGGCACUUAAGAACCAAUUCUCAAUGUUCUGGCACAUCUGAAGAAUUGCAGUUUGUCUGUGCAUAUGUUUGGAUUCCUUCCAUGUAGUCCUGUUUACAAGUUAGCCUAAGUUGGGGUGUUUGUCAGGGGUCUUCUUGUUUUUGUAUUUAAAAAAAUAAAAUAAAAGCAGACAAGCUGUCCCGUGACGGUUUUGCUGAAAAUAGUUAUAUUCUCAUGUGUACCGUGCGUGCCAAAAAGUGGCACACACUUUAGUUAAAAAUUAUCAAUUCACCGCUGUGAACCUGCCAACUCACUAUAAACAAAUCUGCUUUUUAAACAGUGUUUGUGAUCAGGCUUUCUCUUUGUCAUCGUAAUGUGCAUGCAAUAUGAUCAGUUGAACAAUAACCAUCAAUAAAGUUUCACAAGAUUUGAAAACAAGGUUUCUGGAGCAUUUCUAUCCAAGGAGGAGGAAAAUCAGUAAACCAUCUUUGUCAAAUCCACUAUGGGAAAGGAGAGCAACAAAGAGAGAGGGGGAGGGAUGGAGAGAGAGUUGGGGGGCAGAGAGAAAGUAUCAAUACACUAAUCCAUGAAAAAUAUUGGCUACUAAACUUGGUGAUCAAUGAAAAAUAUUGGCUACUAAAAAUUGCCGUCCCCAGUAAUGUGGGAACAAACCAACACCAUAAUCAUGCUCAAACCCCCCUGCUUUAGACGUAGGCUGCAGUCUGGAGGAAUUGCCCAAAUCCACAUUUCCCAAGCCGUUUCUUUUUCUUUCUGCAGAUCCCUGUCCCACCCAUUGAACCACAUGCUGCUUUCAAAACUCAGGAGAGUUUCCAAAGCAGUUUGUGGGGCAAGGCAAGACUGUACUGAAGCAAAAGAAACCCACCCUUUACUGAGAGACGUGGGGAGGUUCGUGUGGGUGGGGAGCACACACUCCCCACCCCACAGCCACAAGAAAUGACCACAAGACGUGUGGCACACACUUGCCAAAUAAUUGGAUUGUGGUGAUGCUUUCUUUAAUUUGUCAGAAGAUCCAUAUGGCUCGAUCUUAAAACUUCCCAUAUCAACAAAUACAUAAUUAAGAGUGGGGUUCAGCUACUGCUGUCUCAGUGUACCUCUCAAAGAAUGGUACAAAGCACCAGAACAUUAUCCUGUGCUUGCCUUUAUGACGGAGAUGCAGACUGCAUCUCUUACUGAGUUCAGCGUAUAGGAGAUGAUCCUCCAUGAUUUUUCGCAGGCGUAGUGAGGCAAAUAUGUCACGGCCAACGUUUAGGAACUAUGGCAAUUCUCUAUGUGAGUUUAUAUCUUAAAUGCCAUAGAAAGACAUAUUCAGCAGAUAUUAGGAUUUUCAAGGUCAUAAAUGGUGCAUACCGACAUACCUUCACAACAUAUUUGCCAGAUAUAGUUGUCAGCAAUUCAAAUGCUGGGCCUUGUUGUUUGCCUUCAGGUGAGCUAUCUGCCUUUCCUCCCAAAGUGUCACAUCAAUGUGUUUAUUUAAACGUUUGUUCAUCUGGGGUUCCCCCCCCCCCAGGAAGAUUUAAAAACAGCUGCAAAACCACUUUCGGAGUAGGAAGAGGUGGGUUUGUGACUGCACAUGCAUCAGCCAAUCAGUGCUGUGCAUAGCUAGUUUCUGCUGCAUACUAGCAGAAAUGGUUCUUCCCUGCGUUCAGUCCUGGACAGGGAAUUAUCUAUCUCUUCACAGUUUGGUGAGUGAGCUUGUACAAGCAGCUGGACUGAUCAAGCAAUGUAUGUCUGUAUGCACCCUGGAAGACUUUUAAAAAAUUAACACAUAGAUCUUUUGAUGUGUGGGGGAUAAGUUAGUUUACCAUAUUAAUUUUAAAUACAUGGAAGUAUCACUCCCCACCCCACCCCCAGCCCAGCCCACAAAAAGUACCUGAUGUUUUGGUCUUGGAGGUAAUUACAAAUGGACAAGGUUGCCAAAUGCUGUUAGGAAUAUUUUUGUGAAAACUCCUACAACACGGACAGUCAUUCAUUUUAUGCAAAUGUAUGUCUGAUAUAGGGAAUGGUUUUUUUUCUGUUAUAUAAAUUACUAUUGAUAAUAUGAAUUCUGAUUUUAAAGAAAUGAUUAAUACCAUAUGUAGAAUAUCGUGAAUUCAAAACAGUUACAAAUCUUAAAACCCAACAAGUGUGUAUAUCUGUCUUUAGAGAUUAGUGUUUAUAUCACUACAGUGGUUUGUGAAUAAAGAAAAAAAAAUGGUUUGUAAUAUUAAAAUAAAAGCUUAGUCUGAAACAGUGUAAAUAAAUUUGUGUUCAGAGUU